CGGUGGCAGCACCAUCAUUAUCAGCAGCAACAUCAGUAGGAAGAGGAGGAGGAGAGAUGGGAUGGAGGCUUUGCGUGGAGAGAGGGGGGAGGAGGCGAUUGGGUGAAAGUUCCCUUCUCUAAGAGGAGGAGAGAGGGAGGAGGAAAAGGAAGGCGAUCGAGUGAAUGUUCUUUGUUCCGGAGGUGGAGGAGGGAGGGGAGAGAGGGAAGGGAGAGGGAGAGGGAGGAUGUCAUCCUCUUCUGCGACUUCGUUAUGCUCUUCUUCGGCUUCGUCAAGCCACGUGGCAUCGUCAAGCCACGUGGCAGCUUCUCACUCCGGUUUGUCCCAUCAUGGGGCAUUGUCUGAAGCGCGCCGAAUGCUGAAAGAAGUGGCUUCUGCAGGAAGGAGGAGGAGGAAGCCAACAGAAUGCGACACGUCAUCCUCACCGAAUAAUGGUAGCAGUGGUAUUACCCAUUUCCCGCCAAAAUGCUCGCCAGCAUCGUCUUCAUCAUCAUGUCUUCCCUCUUCGUCGUCGUCAUCAUUACUAUUAGGAUCAGCAGCAGCAGGAGGAGCAGUAGGGGGAGGGGGAGGGGGAACGCCACCGCUGUCUGCUGAGCAAGACACGUGGCAGGUUGUGCAGACCUGUCUUGGUCUUCUUGAAGCUUUUGGAUAUGACCAUACCCCUCGACCAUGUGAAGAAACGGAUAAGGUUGGUAAAGGAUCAUUGGAUCUGGAAAAGGAUAAAGAUAAGCUGGAGGAGGAGGAGAAGGAGGAGGACGAGGAGGAGGAGUUGAAUUCGAGAGAUCGAACGGUCAUAUGGGCUGUUCUGGAGUUGAUCGUGCGGUGGGGAAUUUAUCCUGCGCUGAAAAUUGAGUUGGCAGAGGCCUUAGCCGGUAGAUUUACGAGUAGCAAGGGUGCGGCAUCAGUAGCGGCGGCAGCCGCGGUAACGGCGACAAAGAGGGGUGCUGACGUGGACGCUGCAUCUGCUGCCACGUCAGCGCUUGGCAGUUCCGAGCACUUCUUCGAUCAUGUCCAUGCUGUCCAAUCACCUGGUCCACGUGGACUUAUGGCUUGCGCAGAUGCAUUGGCAUCCAUCUUGUUGAAGGGAGGAGGAGGAGGAAGAUGGGAAGGAGGACGACGAGAAGGGGGAGGAGGGGGAGGAGGAGGAGGAGGAGGAGGAGGAGAAAGAUCAUCUAAGAGGAGUCGUUUGCGAUCAUUGAUUCAGAGGCGUGUGCUGUCGCAUCAUCUUGCUGACGUGGCAGCCGCUUAUCUCCAGUUGAUCCAUAGUUCUGAACAGUGCCACGUGGAGAGUGGACAUGAUAGAUACGCACAUCAGCCUUCCUCUCUCUCUUCAUCCGUCUCUUCACCUCCUCCUCCUCCUCCUCCUCCUCCCUCUCAUCAUCAUCCUGAGGAUAAAUCCUAUUCUUAUGCAGAUAAUGGAAGAAGUGCAAGUGCGCUUACUACUGCUUCUGGUCCUCUACUUGGGAAAACUGGUCCUGCUUGUGCUGUAUCUGCUGCUUCUCCAUCCUCCUCCUCCUCCUCCUCCCCCUUCUCCUCCUCGCCCUUGUCAUCGGUAUCCUCAUUAGCAGGAUCAGUAGAGACAUCAUCCACUUCUCUCUGUCUCGUGGAGAGGAAGUCCUUAGAAGAUAAGUUGUCCCUGCUAAUUGAGAGGAUUGCGCCUGAGUAUUCGGUCGAAGCAUUCAUGGCACUUCUGUCUCUACCGUCUAAGCAAGAAAGAGGAGAGAACCACGAGGAGGAGGGAGAGAGGAGGGAGAAGGUGGGUUGGAAUGGGAUGUCAGGAGGAGGAAGAGGGCGAGGAGGAGGGAGAUCCACUCCCUCUCCUUCUCUCCCAUCUAAGCCCCCAGCCCCGCUUUCGGCAGACCCGCAGUACACGUGGCUGCGUCGAUCGUGCGGGCGAAUUUUGUCGGUUGUGAUGAUGCGUCCCGACGGCGUGGCUUCUGUCCUGUCUCGCAUGAUUGGGUACGUUGACGGCGGCAAUACGUCCUUGUUUGCCAGGGCGGCAGCCCACGUGGCCUCGAUCCCGACCACCGUGGCGACCGCCGAGACCUACUACUCGAGUAUCUGUCCACAAUUGUCGUCAAUCCUUUUGAAUCGCGAUCGGGAUCGGGAUCGGGAUCGUCUUCCAGGCACCAAGAAGAUGGGGGGAGGAGUAGGAGGAGGAAGGGAUGAAGAGCAAGAAGAAGAACGGAUGGGUAGGAGUGGAAUGGGAGAAAGUGUGAUGAAGAAUGUGAGGUCGGCGGCUCUCCACGUGGCAUGCGACAUGAUUCGCAAAAGACCUGCUCUGGGGAAGAAACAUUUUGUGGAUCCUCUGCUUGUCCCCCUGAGGAAAUGGUUCCUCAGGAUGCAGCCACGUGGCAACAGGAGAAGCCGUGUGAUUUGUGUAGACAAAGUCUUGAAAGUCGGUCGCGAUCGACGGUCAGCGACGACCGAAGAGGAGGAAGAGGGUAAGCAGGAGAGGAACGAGGAGAUGCAGAAGGACGAGAGGAGGGAGGAGGAGGAAAGAAAAGGGGAGGAGUCGGAGAAGAGAGGGGAGAUUGAGGAAAACGAGGAGGUAGUCGAGGGGGAACUGGUUGAGUGUUUGUUGCAGGUUCAGGCGCUUCUGACCUUUGGUGGAAAGGGUGGGGACGUGGCCAGAAGAAUAGUCCUCGCAGAGACACGUCAGAUGGCUCCAAUGAUUUUCGAUCUGUAUUGUAGCGUUAGACUUUAUCUUCGAGAAAAGGCAAAGAAGGAAGAACUAGAAAGGAUACGGAGAGCGAAGAGAGUAGAAGGGGAAGAAGAAGAUAACAGAGAGCAGACUAAGGACGGCGCAUUCAGAGCUGCUUCUGCUGCCACGUGUGACAAAGAGAGCAGUAUAGGCAACAGCAACGGCGAAAGGGCGAUCAAGGGGAGAGCAGUAGGACGAAUGGGAGGAGGAGGAGGAGAUGGAGAAGGAGGAAUGGGGGUAAGUGUAGGGGAGAGAGUAGGGGGAAGACUAGGGCGAAGAGAGAGAGGAAGAGGAGGAGGAGGAGGAGGAGAAUAUCCGGGGCAAGUAGGAGUAGGGGGGAGAAUAGGGGCAGGAGUAGGGGGAAGGAUGGGAGGAAGAAUAGGGGGUGGAUUAGGGCGAGGAGAGGGGGGUGAGAGAGGAGGAGGAGGAGGAGGAGGAGGAGGUCCGGUGCUGAGAAAAGGGUUUCUUGAGAGAGGUCUUGACUUUGAAUGGGACUUAGCCACUGAUGGAAGAAGUGCUAGAGCCAUCAGGAAUGUCAGAGCAGCCUGUGCAGAUAUACUUGGUGCCCAUUUCGCUGCUUCUGAGGAUGAUGUUGGCUCUGCUGUUUCGGCCUGUGACUGUGAUCUUGGUGAUGAAGAGGGGGAUGGUAAUCGUGGAGGAAGAGGAAUUGAUGUGCUUUGGUCUUGUGUGACUCCUGGAGGUAGCAGAAGGGGUAGGAGGAGCAGUAGUUCGGGAAAGAGGAACGGUGAGCAGGAGGAGAAGGAGGAGGAAUGGAGAUCGAGAUUGAUGAAGCCCAGACGUAAGGGAGGAGAUGGAAGAGGAGGAGGAAGAGGAAAGGAGAUGGAACUCGACAAAGGGCAAGAGGAAGGGGGGAGGAGAGAAUCUGUAUGCGUACUGUGGUGGCCGUCGAAGGAUGGCGGAGAGGUUGCUGAUGCUGUUGACCUGGCUGCUUCCAGGCUGACGUGGCGCCACAGGGCAUGGUUUGCCAGUGUUCUUAUCGAAUCGGAUGAUUGGAAACUUGCAGCAGAUUUGAUGCAUCUGCUUUUGGAUAAGCUUAUCCAUUUGAGGAAGGAAUAUGGCAUCAGAGGCGAAAUGGAGGAGUGGCAGAAUCAAGGGCCAGCAGCCACAUCGUCGCUAAAUUUAGCACAACAAGAGGUGCAUCGUGAAGAGGAGUCUAAUCGAAGGCGAAGGAGCUUAGUCCCUCCCUCACAAUCAUCCUCCCCCUUUGCCGUGAUUGUGGGAGAAGGGAGGGAGUUGGCCAUCGCUCUCUCCGAGGUGUUGGACACAUUCUCAGAGCGAAUCGGUAUUCGUGCUCUGCAGCAAAGUGGGGCCUGCACGCUUCGGCUUGUCAAGAACCUGCUGGAAAAGGGUGAUGUCCUAACGGACAUCGGGAUCCUAGUCAAACUGCUGGUUCUGGUACAAUCAUUGGUCUCAAGUGCCAGAAGGGCUGUCAUGCUUAAAGGCCUUGUUGAAGGGAUUGAAAAUGAGAACAAGUUGCAGAGCAAUGAGGCGAAGGACCUCCUCAAUGAACUCCUUCCUUUGUUGAAAAGGAUUGACGACAUGUACCCUGCAGAAAGCCCCGUUGUGGGAAUCACACAGGGCUUGCUUAAGGCAAUCCCUGACAUCAUAGCCGAUCAUUCGUGAACGACCUUAUGAAAACCAAAUCAGUCAAUGAACAAAAGGAAUGAAUGAAUCCAUACAUG
Chara braunii is the source of this 4407-nucleotide messenger RNA. The record is from the annotation of a GenBank genome assembly. NCBI's taxonomy places the organism in Eukaryota, Viridiplantae, Streptophyta, Charophyceae, Charales, Characeae.